This is a messenger RNA of Habropoda laboriosa, 495 nucleotides long. Its product is annotated as UPF0184 protein C9orf16. The record is from RefSeq and is a predicted model, not a curated record. The transcript is spliced from 3 exons. Lineage: Eukaryota; Metazoa; Arthropoda; Insecta; Hymenoptera; Apidae. Bases 115 to 399 code for a protein of 94 amino acids.
GCACAUAUUUAUUCAUUUUAAGUUCCAAUUUUAUCAAUAAUACUUUUUUACUACUAUGUAUGUAAUAUAGUAGUAUAUUCAUUAUUUGAUCACAACGAACAGUAAUGAUAAAUAAUGGUAAUGGCAGAUGAAAACAUGGUACAGAACGCAGUUCAGCCACAAGAAAAUAAUCUCGAAGGUGAUGAAAACGAAUGGGAAAAUGAAGAGAACGAAGAAAAUUGCAAUAAUGCCGAAUUCGAAGCUAUAAAUGAUCAGCUGGAAAAAAUUAAUUCAGUUUUGGAUAAAAUUGAACAAAAAAAUGACGAUAUUCGUGCAGAAUUGAUUGAAUUUCUACAAUCAAAUCGAGAAACAAGAAAACAAUUUCAAGAAUGUCAAGAUUCUGUAAAGCCCGAUUUGUAAUACUGUAUUUUGAACAGAUUUUAACGAUGUUUUUAACAUUGAUUUUAAACGUAUUUCCCACGGUAACAGCUGCAAAGGUUUUUUGUUGGUAUUGAA